GCAAGCGCUGAACAGAGUCAAGGGGCCCUGGCCCCCCCAGCCACCUGCAUGAAGGACGGCAGAGUCUCAGCCCGCCGACUCCUGGUGCUGCUGGCCUGCAGCCUUCUGGCCUGGAGGGUGGGUGAGACAGGACCCAACCCGCUGGAGAAGCUGUCCCCGCUGGCUCUGGGGCACCAAGCUCUCAGUAUGAAGGAGACCUUCCUGGUGCUCUCCCUGCACAACAAGCUGAGGAGCAAAGUGCAGCCACCUGCUGCCAACAUGCAGAGGCUGGACUGGAGCGAGGAGCUGGCGCAGCUGGCAACGGUGCGCGCGGCCAGCUGCCUGGUAGGCCCUGCCCCACAGGGUGGGCAAGGCUUGUGCGGUGGUGGGGGGGGCUUGAGUGUGUGGGCGGAGCCAUGGCCAGCUGCCGCGUGGUGGGCUCUGGUUGGCUCUGCCUUGCUGCCCCUUGCUGUGGCCCUGCUGCCCACGUGGGCGACCCCAGAGCCCCACCACGCGUGGCAGGGCCACACCACAUGGCCACCCUCUAUGUCUCUUGGCAGGGGCAACUGGGAGAUGAACGGGAAGACCAUUGUCCCCUACAAGAAAGGGGCCUGGUGCUCACUCUGUACUGCUGGGCUCUCUGGCUGCUUCAAAUCCUGGGACCACGGUGGCGGGCUCUGCGAGGUGCCCAGGAACCCAUGUCGCAUGACCUGCAGGAACAGCGGGUACCUCAACAUGAGCAGCUGCCAGUGCACAUGCCCCCCAGGAUACACGGGCAGGUACUGCCAAGUGAAGUGCAGUGUGCAGUGCCUCCAUGGGAAGUUCAGGAAGGAGGAGUGUUCCUGCCUCUGUGACAUUGGCUACAGUGGUGCUGAGUGCGGAACGAAGAUUCAGUUCCCCUUCCACGCCUGCGACGUGAGGAUAGAUGGCAACUGCUUCAUGGUGUCCCCUGAGGCCGACACAUACUAUGGAGCCAAAAUAAAGUGCCAGGAGAAAGGGGCAAUGUUGGCCCAGAUCAGAAAUCAGAAAGUCCAGGACAUCCUGGCCUUCUACCUCAGCCGUCUGGAAACCAGCAACAGGGUGACAGACACAGAUUUUGAGACCCGUAAUUUCUGGAUCGGUCUCACCUACAAAACAUCCAAGGCCUCAUUCCGCUGGGACACAGGCGAGCCAUCCUCCUUCACCAGCUUUGCUUUUGGACAGCCAGACAACCAGGGGUUUGGGAACUGUGUGGAGAUGCAGGCAUCAGCUGCUUUCAACUGGAAUGACCAGCGCUGCAAGACUCGAAACCGGUACAUCUGCCAGUUCGGUGAGUGGCCUGGUAGCCCUUGCUGCCCCUCGUGCUGUGCCCGUCUCCUUCCCCCACAAGGAAGGGGUAGGCAGUUUGGGUGAGCCAGAGCAUUUUCAUCUAGGUGCAGAGCCCUGGAGGUGCCAGCCUCCAGCUCUGCUGGGACUGUCCCCCUCAGCCAGUUAUGCUGAGACCCCUCAGGUCUCCGUGGCGUGAGGAGCACUAACUCUCCAUUUCGCUUUGCAGCCCAGGAUCACAUCUCCCUGUGGCAGCAGGACCCCUGAGUGGGCAGCCCUGUGCCUUGGCCAGUGCUGGCUGUAGUGCCAAACCCUGACCAUGGCUCAAAAGGACCCUGUGGCUGCUCCCUGCCUGGCCCACGCAGAUACCUCCAGGGCUGAGGUCCCUCAGCUGGGGAGGGACCCUCAGCCCAGCUCAGCUGGGCUCUCUGGUGUAAGGGGCAAGGGGUGAGGGGCAGGCAUAGCACUGGGAUCUACUGAGAAGGGAGCAUGCUCUACACCAGCAUCCCAGAAACAGCAUCCUCUUCUGCCUCGCACCAUCCUCUGUCACCAUCACACUCUGACAAGCCCCAUGGCAGGGAGACUCCCAGCCUGGAGCCUGCAACAGCCAGGUCCACCUGCACCCACACCCUAAAUUGGCAGUCCGAUCGUGUCCAGACAGCAGCCCUGUUGCAGUGAGAGGCUGAGCAGGGCAGCUGGAUGUCACAGGCCUUGGCCUGACUCAAGACAAUGGCUGGACUUGGAGCACCCUGCAGGCAAGAUGCAGCCAUUCCCCUGACCAGGGUGGGAACCAGCUGGCCUGGCACUGCAAUUCCUCAUCAUGUGCUGCGUUAGUA
Struthio camelus australis is the source of this 2120-nucleotide messenger RNA. The record is from RefSeq and is a predicted model, not a curated record. Lineage: Eukaryota; Metazoa; Chordata; Aves; Struthioniformes; Struthionidae.